Molecule: messenger RNA, 2516 nt
Organism: Ilex paraguariensis (yerba mate)
Lineage: Eukaryota; Viridiplantae; Streptophyta; Magnoliopsida; Aquifoliales; Aquifoliaceae
Source: the annotation of a GenBank genome assembly
GUUUACUUCAGUAGUGAGAGAAGACAACUGAAGAAAAUCUUAUUGUUUUUGCUGAUUCAAUGGAGAGAGGUAGAGACAACUGUGGAAGUGGUGGCUCUAACCGAGGUCGCGGCGGUGGUGGUGGCGGAGGAGGAAAUCGUGGUGAUAGAGGUGGGAAUUACCAACGUCACCAGCACCAUCAGCAGGGUCUAUAUCAAGGUGGUGGUGGUGGACGAAGAGAAGGGGGUGAUGGCGGAAGAGGAGGGGGUGAUGGCGGAAGAGGAGGGGGUGGGGUUCCUACCCAGAUCGGUGGUCAGCAGCCAGGUAAUUGCCUCGUUCAAAAAGGUCAGAGUGGUGGCGCGUACAGGCCACCACAUCUACGGAGUGGUCAGGGUCUGGGGCCUACAAGGGUACUGGAAACAAGUGAAGGGUCUGGGAGAGGUGGGUCUGUUGUGGGACCAGCAGGUGGUGGAAGUGGAUUGUGGACUGGGAGGUCAUGGGGACCCACUUCUGGGCCUCCUCAGUCUCAACCUCAGUCUCCGAGGGUUCCUGAUCAAACGAUUCCUAAUCCUGUUAUUCCAGAUGUGCAGUCAUUGCAAAUUUCAGAAGAGAAGCCUCAAUCAACUCCUUUAGAAAGUAAGGAGAACAGACUUAUGCCCAUAAAACGGCCUGACAAAGGAGGCAAGCUUACGAUCAGGCCGAUAACGCUUCUCAUCAACCAUUUUUGCGUCACAAUCAAUCCAGAGAGCACGGUGUUACACUACGAUGUGGAUAUUAAACCCGAUAUGUCUGCAAAGAAAUCCAUUCCAAAAUCUGAUCGUCGUUUGAUCAAGGACAAGCUAUCCUCUGAUGAUCCAACACGAUUUCCUCAGGAAAUGACUGCUUAUGAUGGUGAGAAGAAUGUUUUCAGUGCAGUGCUAUUGCCCACUGGGCAAUUCAAGGUGGAAUUGUCUCGUGGGGAUGAGAUGCAGAGUGGUCCCUAUUUAUUUACAAAUAAGUUUGUAAAUGAGCUGAAGCUUUCCAAGCUAGAGGAUUACUUAAGUGGGACGCUUGAGUGUAUCCCUCGCAAUGUAUUACAAGGGAUGGAUUUGGCAUUGAAGGAGAAUCCGGGGAGGCAUAGGAUCUCCAUUGGUCGAAGCUUUUAUUCCAAAGAAUUCAGGGCAGCAGAUGACUUCCAUUGUGGUGUUGCUGCUUUUAGAGGCUUUGAACAAAGCCUAAUGCUCACUUCCCAGGGUCUAGUCUUAUGUUUGGAUUAUUCAGUUUUGGCAUUGCGCAAGCAGUUGUCAGUCAUAGACUUCCUUAAAGAACAUGUUCAGGGUUUCAGCCAAGUUAGUGAUGUCAGAUUAUUGAAAAGAGAAGUGACUAGUGCAUUAAAAGGAUUGAAAGUUGAUGUAACUCACCGUGUCACCACACAGAAGUACCCUAUAGCAGGGUUAAGCAGUCAAAAUACUCAAGAUAUUAAAUUCAUUUUCAAAGUUCCAAAGGGAAAUCAUCCACCAAGGGAAAUUGGCCUGGUUGAAUAUUUCAGGGAGACAUAUAGGAAGGAAAUUGUGUACAAGGAUAUUCCCUGUUUAGAUUUUGGGAGAAACAAUUAUGUGCCUAUGGAAUUUUGUGUUUUGGCGGAGGGGCAGAUUUACCCUAAAGACGACUUGGAUAGAGGAAGAAGCCUGUUACUGAAGAAGAUAUCAAUGCCUCCGCCAGAGGAAAGAAAGAACACUAUCUGCGAGAUCGUGCGGGCUGAAGAUGGACCUUGCGGAGAUGUCACUAAAAAUUUUGGAAUUGAAGUUCAGAAGACCAUAACAAGAGAAUCUGGUCGGGUCAUUAAGCCACCUAACUUGAAGGUUGGCAAAGGGGAAAUCGUAACAGUUGACAAGAAAUGCCAGUGGAAACUUUCUGGUAAAUCUGUGGUGGAAGGCAAGCCAAUCGAGCGAUGGGCCUUGAUAGAUUUCAGUUCAGAUAAACUGAACUCUGAUGCUUUCAUUCAGAAUCUGAAAUAUAAAUGCAAAAAUCUGGGCAUCCGUGUGGAGGAGCCUGUUGUGUGCCAUUUCACUGGCAUGCAUGAAUUCUCUAGUGUUGUUGCGAUUCAAAAACUUCUUGAAAGCGUGGUUAGUCAGGCCAAAGGGAAGUGUGAGGGCCGAAUCCUGGCAGAAAGUAUUAAAUGGGUCUCCGAGACUCAGAUUGGUGUACUGACUCAAUGUUUCUGUACUGACCAGUAUCUUGCAAACCUUGCUCUUAAGAUUAAUGCCAAGCUCGGUGGUAGCAAUGUAGAGCUGAUUGAACGGCUCCCCGGUACUGAAGGUGAGGAACAUGUUAUGUUUAUUGGGGCUGAUGUCAAUCAUCCUGCUGCACGGAAUGAAACAUGUCCAUCAAUAGCAGCAGUUGUUGCAACAAUGAACUGGCCUGCUGCCAAUCGCUAUGCUGCAAGGAUGUGUCCCCAGGAACACCGCAAGGAGAAGAUUCUGAAUUUUGGGAACAUGUGUUUGGAUCUAGUCAAUACUUACGCUCGACUUAACAAAACCAGGCCAAAGAAAGUGUGA